AAAAGUUCGCGUAACGUUCAUCCUUCAACCUCUCAGAGAAGAAACCUCGUUCGCUUAUCCAUGCAUACAGGAAAAAAAACAUUAAAUGUCACAGAUUCUCAAUAAUAUCUCUCAGAGACCAUCCCUUCAGUGACGUCACCACCUUCUCUUAGCUGUCUCCCUAUUUAAAAUCCAUCCAUGCAACUCUAGCAUCCCAAAAUAAAAUAAAAUAAAUAAACAAAACUCACACAAAAUAUAUUUUUGGGUUUUGUUUUAUUUAUUUAUAUUUAAAAUCAAGAAUAUGGAGAGAGCCUCUUCUUCUUCAUCAUCCGACUCAUCAUCCAUAACUUCUUCUUUUUUUUCUUCCUCCGAUCAUUCUCUCUCCACCACUACCGAUCAAACCUCAACUUUCUUGACGUCAUCCAUGCUUUCUCGCACGUCAUCAUCUUCUUCCUCCGCCGUCGGAGACUACAUCGGCACAGAGAGCUGCUUCGACGUCCUCUCCGCCGACGAAGAAAACGACGUCUCCUCCGCCUCCGAGCCUUUGAGCCGGUAUCGCUACGGAGGAAGGAGGAGAGAGGAGAGAGAAGCCAGAGCUGCGGCGGCGCGUGAGUUUCCUCCGCCGAUACCGUUGCUUGCUCAGACGGAGAAUCUCCUGCCUCACAUGCCUUGGGUUCUCAAGCGUGUGGUGACUAGCGACGGGAGGCUUAUACUCAGGGAAGAGAAGGUUCGUCAUCACGAGUAUUUCCGUGCCAAUAGAUCCAACGGUCGUCUCACUCUCCACCUUGUUCCUCUGGACGACGACGUUUUUGAACUUCCCCAAGAGCCCUCUCAUUACCAAUCUGAUGAUGAUGAUGAUGAUGAUGAUGAGCAUGAGUAUGAUGAGCAUGAGUGUGGUUAUGAUGAUGGUGAUGAUCAUGUGGGAGAUGAUGAUUUGGAUGAUCUUGCGGAUAAUGUUCGUAAGAGUGUUAUUAUCAAUGACCAUAAUGAUGAUGAUGAUGGUGAUAAGGGCAAUGUGCAUGGAGAUAGUGAAGAUGGAUAUAGGAAGGUUAUCUUAGCGGCGGUGGCGGAGGAGACGGUGGCGGAGAGCGGAGGGAUGAUCGGAGGAGGAGGAUCGCCGAGAGGAAAGUGUUUGAAGUCUUGUUUUGUUGGUAUCAGAGUUCGAGAGAUCAGACCAGUACUUAGUUGAUUUAUUAUUGGUAAAACUAGUCUUUCUUAGCUUUUUUUUUUGUGGAAAACAAAAAUAUUACUACUAUCGCGCAGAGAGUUUAAAGAAAAUAUCGGCUUAAUUGAAAAUGAAUAUCACAAGGGUUCUUUUCCAUAAAGAAACUACCGGCUUAAUUGUU
This is a messenger RNA of Eutrema salsugineum, 1325 nucleotides long. RefSeq lists its product as uncharacterized. Lineage: Eukaryota; Viridiplantae; Streptophyta; Magnoliopsida; Brassicales; Brassicaceae. The transcript is spliced from 2 exons. The record is from RefSeq and is a predicted model, not a curated record. Bases 281 to 1168 code for a protein of 295 amino acids.